AUGCUGGAACAAAAUGCUCAGAAGAAGAGUCGAUCACCAUCGUUGGCUUCAUUGCGAAACGGCAGUAUAUCGCCAAGUCGAACUGAUUCAUCCGAACCGCUUCCAUACAGAGUGCGACGUCAUACCGCAACAGCUGAUGAAAUGCUCUAUCCGGCAGAAACAGCGGAACCGACAUCUCCUAAGGAACCCGAAGCGCCAAAGCCAGAGCUACCUGUAGAAGAAGAGAAGAAGGAGAAAAAGCAAAGAGUGUAG
Haemonchus placei is the source of this 252-nucleotide messenger RNA. Lineage: Eukaryota; Metazoa; Nematoda; Chromadorea; Rhabditida; Trichostrongylidae. The record is from the annotation of a GenBank genome assembly.